AUUCCCAACCCCAACCACCGCUUUCGUUUCCUGCGCCUCUACUUCUUCUCUCUCUCUCUCUCUCUCUCUCUACCUUCCCCAACGACCGUAACCCUAACCCUAACGAAUCUUCUCUCCCUCUUGUUUGGUUGGAGACGGGUCCGAAUCCCCGCAACGGCGGAGCCAAUCGCGUGUCGCAAACUAUAGGGUUAGGGUUAGGGUUAGGGUUCGGGAAAUGGAGAUCCCGACCCACGCCCCCACCGCUGCCGUCGCCGCCGCGGACGACUCGGCGGCGAUGUGGGAUUGGGGCAACCUCCUCGACUUCGCCAUCAACGACGGCGACGACCCCUUGAUACUCCCCUGGGCCGGCUCCGACGACGGCCGAUCGCCCCCUUCGCCGCCGCUCGCGGCGGAGCCGCGGAGAGUCGGGAGAAGAGAGGUGAUGCUGAGGAGCAGCGGAAUUGCGACGUUGGCUGCUAUUUUCCACUUCAGUGGAACAAAGCCAAGCUAUCUUGGUGUACAAAAGAGCCCACCAUCUUUGGCGUUGUGCCCUGCAACAAAUAACUGCAUAUCUACGUCAGAGGAGAUAAGUGACCCUAAUCACUAUGCCCCUCCAUGGAAUUACAACCCCGAAGAUGGGGGCAGGAAUAAGCCCAUAAGCAAAGAUGAAGCCAUGGCAGAGCUUAUUCAAGUGGUAACAUCGACAAAGCCAGACAAUUUCACUCCUCGCAUAGUAGAGAAGAAUGGGGACUACCUUCGGGUUGAAUACGAGAGUCCUAUAAUGGGGUUUGUUGACGAUGUCGAGUUCUGGUUCCCACCUGGUAAGAAUUCAAUCGUCGAGUAUCGAUCGGGUUCUCGCUUGGGAAACUUUGACUUCAAUGUCAAUAAAAAGAGAAUUAAGACAUUGAGGAUGGAACUGGAGAAAAAGGGUUGGGCAUCUGAGGGCAACUUUUGAAGAACUUCUAUUCACAAUGAUGCAGAUGCAGGAAACUUCUGCUGGUGCGAAGCGAAAGGGAAAGGAGGAUGGCAUUGAUUUACUGUCAUUCUAUAUCCCCGCAUGAAGAAGAAAAUGCGAGAAAGAAAAGAAAAAACAGAAAGGGAAGAAGGGAUAUAGUAUUCGCUGGCGAGAAAAUGGAGAAAAUGCACCGUCGAUUAGCCGUAGAAUGAAUCUACAUUGCCGAAUUCCGAGAGACGGAUUAUUUGCCCAUUUUUUUGAAUUUUGCAAACGUCUAUCGCCAUUUGAUUCAUCUGUUGCAAAGAGCGGCGGCUCAGUUGCAUUUAGUUUGCUGGAAGAUUUAUCAGUUAAUUGGAUUUCUGUAAUCACCUAAAACUAUUUUGGCACAAUAUUUGUGGAAGCACAUGAUUACAGUACAUGCUACGUUGUUGUCGCAA
Messenger RNA from Ananas comosus (pineapple), 1371 nucleotides. RefSeq lists its product as uncharacterized. The record is from RefSeq and is a predicted model, not a curated record. Bases 215 to 934 code for a protein of 239 amino acids. Lineage: Eukaryota; Viridiplantae; Streptophyta; Magnoliopsida; Poales; Bromeliaceae. The transcript has 8 exons.